This is a messenger RNA of Loa loa (African eye worm), 1822 nucleotides long. RefSeq lists its product as hypothetical. Bases 15 to 1730 code for a protein of 571 amino acids. Lineage: Eukaryota; Metazoa; Nematoda; Chromadorea; Rhabditida; Onchocercidae. The transcript has 6 exons. The record is from RefSeq and is a predicted model, not a curated record.
AGCUUCCAGUAAUAAUGGAACACCAAAGGGUGCAGCAUGUGCUUGAAAUUCUCACGGAUCCAAUCAAAUUACGCAUGAAAUUACUCCCAUUGGUGGAAGAAUGUGGAAAAUUGACGGGACAAGAUCCUUUUGGUUGGGCUUUGCUUGCAAAAUUAGUUUAUGCUUGUGAUCCAGAGAUGUUGAGAACCAUUUCAUCUAGAAUUCAGAAAAAGUUGAUUGCUGCUGCCAGACAACCAGUUACGGUUCCCCUGUUGCACUUUGUCCGUUCAUUCCUUGUUCGUUUUCAUUGGCUCAAAAGUUUCAAUGAACGAACUUUAGCUUAUAUUUGUUCACGUUCUGUGGAUUUCAGUGUUGAAAGUUGUUCAGAAAGCAGCAUCAGGCUCACUUCCAACAUAUACGCAUUAUGGGCCGGAACGAAGUAUGACUACAUCUUGCUAAAAACAUUGAAAAAUAUGUUGAAUAAUAUGAUUGUUGAAGAAAAGGAUGAAAACGAGAAGGUACUAUUUCGUUUUGAGACAGCUGUACACCGAUACCUUCCGCAGUUUAUUUCUGCAAUAUUCAAUCUGCAUAUAGAAGUGAUGAAAAGGUCUUCGCCAGAUGACAAAGUUGCUAUAAACGAGUGGUUGGAUAUCGCAUAUGAAUCAGCAACUGUUGUUGAAGCCGAAAAAUUAAGUUCUAUUUUCCGAUGGUUAAAGACUUUUCUGUUAAAAGCGAAAAGCUGCGCACAUCUUGUUGUACGAAGGAUUUCCUCAUUUAUCAACGAUUUCUGUCAACCAAGUGAAGCAUAUUACGAAGCAGUAAAAGAAUAUGUUCAGUUGGGACCGGAUCUGAGUGUUAAUGCUCUUUUUAGAACCCUUAUUCGUUCUGCCCGCUGUCAAUUACACUCACAGGAAUACGGAAAAGCAUACGCUGAAGCACUUAGUGUAAUGUUGGAAUUAAGACCAUAUCUAUUGGACAUUCGGGAUGUGAUAGAGCUGCAGCACUUAGUUUGUCAGGAGGCUUUCCAAAAUCGAAACUGUAGGCCGGCGCUUUCACUAUUAAAUUCACUGCUAGCUAUGAAUAAUGAAUUGGUGCCAUCACCUAUACAGAUUGCACAAAGCAUCUUCAAUGGCAGCGAAAUUUGGUGUGAUGAAGUACGUCUUGGCCGAGCGCUGUGUUCUUCCAUUUCGCGACCGCGUAUUCAAAUAAUGGUUUCCCAAGAAAAUUUGUUGAAGAAGUUGAAUGAUAUUGUGAUGGAUGACCAGCAGAUACAUUUCGGCGGUUCUCAGAAUUCGUUAGCUAUGCCAAAGAACUCAGAAGUGCAAUCUAACAGCGCUGCAGUCAGUAAUGUACUUUUUAGUAAUGUUCCUGUGGAGAAUUGUGCAAAUGUUGAAGUGGUAUCAGCGGAAAAUACUGUUCGAAAGCGAACAUACUCAUCAGCAGGAAGAAAAACCUUGAAGUAUGUACGGAUUGGUUCCGAAAAUGACGAAGAAAUGUUUUCUUCAAGGAUUGAAAGUUCGCAGUCCUCGGGAACAUUAGGGAUUGUAUUUGAAGAACAAAUAUCGGAGAAAAUAGGGUACACUUUAGCGGAGCAAGAGGAAUCACGAAAUACUUUUGCUGUAGAUGCAACAACAAUAAAACUUAAUUCAGAUUCUGACGUCAUAAUUUUGGAUAAAGAUGUAGUUAGUCGUGAGCUAACUAUUCAGCAAAUGAUGGCUGAUUUUGUGCCUGACUGGACGUAUCAUUCUUAAGUUUACGAACCAACAUGUGGCAAUAAUUUGAUUUUGUUUGAAAUGUGUUUGAUGAGAACAAAAAGUGUAUUGAAGAAAAAGAUAUAAACAAG